Messenger RNA from Huiozyma naganishii CBS 8797, 1692 nucleotides. RefSeq names its product sugar porter family MFS transporter. The record is from RefSeq and is a predicted model, not a curated record. Gene Ontology annotation, molecular function: carbohydrate:proton symporter activity. Gene Ontology annotation, cellular component: plasma membrane. Gene Ontology annotation, biological process: transmembrane transport; carbohydrate transport. Bases 1 to 1692 code for a protein of 563 amino acids. The transcript has a single exon. Lineage: Eukaryota; Fungi; Ascomycota; Saccharomycetes; Saccharomycetales; Saccharomycetaceae.
AUGUCAAACGAAGUUGAUAACGCGUCUACUGCGUCAGGUUCACGCUCCAUGUUAUCUGACUCUUCCAAUAAGGUCGAAAACGAUGAGAUGAAGGCGUUCGGCACCGAUGCUAACGGUAUGGAAGUCGCUGCAGCUGAAAUGCCAAAGAAGCCAGCUUCCGCUUAUGUUACUGUCUCCAUCCUUUGUCUGAUGAUCGCUUUUGGUGGUUACGUCUACGGUUGGGAUACCGGUACCAUCGGUGGGUUCUUGAAUCAUGAGGAUUUCUUAAGGAGAUUUGGGCAAAAACAUAGUGACGGAACCUACUACUUCUCCAACCCAAGAAUGGGGUUGAUUGUUGCUAUUUUCAACAUUGGUUGUGCUAUCGGUGGUUUGGCUUGGUCAAGACUGGGUGAUAUCUACGGUCGUAGAUUGGCCCUAGUCUGGGUUACCAUUGUUUACAUGAUCGGUCUAGUCAUCUCCAUCGCCUCUAUUGACAAGUGGUACCAAUACUUCAUCGGUAGAAUUAUUUCCGGUUGCGGUGUUGGUGGUAUUGCUGUCUACUCUCCAUUGCUGAUUUCCGAAGUCUCCCCCAAACAUGUCAGAGGUACAUUGGUGUCCUGUUACCAAUUGAUGAUUACCCUAGGUAUUUUCUUAGGUUACUGUACCAAUUACGGUACGGAACACGGUUACACUAACUCCACCCAAUGGAGAGUCCCUCUAGGUCUUGGUUUUGCUUGGGCUCUUUUUAUGAUCGCUGCUAUGUUGUUUGUCCCAGAGUCUCCCCGUUUCUUGAUUGAGGUUGGUAGAAUGGAGGAUGCCAAGGUUUCCGUCGCUAGAUCUAACAAGCUAACCGUCGAUGAUCCUUCUGUCAUUGCCGAAGUUGAAUUUUUGGCUGCUGGUAUCGAAGCUGAAAGAGAAGCUGGAUCAGCCAACUGGGGGGAAUUAUUCUCCACCAAGGGAAAAGUUCUUCAGAGAACUAUUUUAGGUGUUAUGAUUCAAUCUUUGCAACAAUUGACAGGUGCUAACUACUUCUUCUUCUACGGUACUCAAAUUUUUGAAGCUGUUGGUCUAAAGGACUCUUACCAAACUGCUAUUAUCAUCGGUGUUGUUAACUUCGCCUCAACUUUCCCUGCUAUUUACUUUGUCGAAAGAUUCGGUCGUCGUACCGGUUUGUUAUGGGGUGCUGCUGGUAUGAUUUGUUGCUUCGUUGUCUUCGCCUCGGUCGGUGUCACGAGAUUAUAUCCAAACGGUAAAGACCAACCAUCUUCCAAGGGUGCCGGUGACUGUAUGAUUUGCUUCACUUGUUUCUUCAUCUUCUGUUUUGCCACCACCUGGGCCCCAACUGCCUACGUUAUUGUGUCUGAAUCUUUCCCAUUGAGAGUCAAGGCCAAGGGUAUGGCUUUGUCCAUUGCCGCCAACUGGAUCUGGAACUUCUUGCUGGGUUUCUUCACUCCAUUUAUUACCGGUGCUAUCAACUUCUACUACGGUUACGUCUUUAUGGGCUGUCUGUGCUUUUCUUGGGUCUAUGUUUUCUUCUUUGUCCCAGAAACAAAGGGGUUGUCUUUGGAAGAAGUUAACAUCAUGUGGGAAGAAGGUGUCCUACCAUGGAAAUCAGCUUCUUGGGUCCCACCAUCCAAGAGAGACAGCGACUACGAUGCCGAUGCCAUGGCUCACGACGACGUUCCAUUCUACAAGAGAAUGCUUGGAAAAUAA